Molecule: messenger RNA, 695 nt
Organism: Gamsiella multidivaricata
Lineage: Eukaryota; Fungi; Mortierellomycota; Mortierellomycetes; Mortierellales; Mortierellaceae
Exons: 4
Coding region: 1-498 (165 amino acids)
Source: RefSeq, a predicted model, not a curated record
AUGGCACAGCUCCCCUCCCAUGGGAGGCGGCCAGUGGAGAAUUGUGGGGAGUAUGGAGGUUUGACGCGCCUAAGAAAGGAUCAACGUCGCCUCAUCACAGAAAGCUCCAUGAUCUUGGAAUCCAAGAUCGCCGACCAUCCUGAGCUCUUCACUUCAUGCUCCUCCAUCAGAGAGACGCUUGGACUCUUCCUUUUUUGCCAUCAUCUACUGGACGCUCCCUCGGCCGUGCUUGAGAACGAUGCCCAGUUGGUGGAAGCAGCGUUUGGUCGUAUCAAGCUCUUUGGAAGUGCCGCAAGAACUGUUCUCGACGAACCACUGGCGUUGAAGGCGACCAUCAACUACUUGCAGGAAAAGGAUCCGUCACUCGUGGCGGCCGCAGAGCGGUCGAUGCUGCAUUCGGACAACCCCUCGGUGCACGGAAACAUGUGGGAGACCCUGAUGCCGCCCAUCUUUGUCGAGACGUUCAAGGAUCGACCGUUGUCGUAUGACCUUUGCUGACCAACACUUCUCUUCCGGAUCAGCUCACAGGGGAGGCGACGAUUGUUGGAUACGACGAUCAGCAACCAAAACUCGCCAUCCGCAACGCCACGUCGAGUUUCUAGACACGUUGAAGAGACCCAAGCGCCUUUCAGAAGAACAGCAGCCCGAGGCAACAAAGAAGGUCAAGGUAGGCAAACAAGCCUAAAAGAUUGAAG